This is a messenger RNA of Iphiclides podalirius (scarce swallowtail), 2967 nucleotides long. The record is from the annotation of a GenBank genome assembly. NCBI's taxonomy places the organism in Eukaryota, Metazoa, Arthropoda, Insecta, Lepidoptera, Papilionidae.
AUGUGGGCUGUUAUCACAAUUUUCUUUUUAAUUUUCUACCUUUUCAAACCAACUUUCCAGCGAUCGCCGUCGUAUCCUCCAGGCCCACCGCUGUUGCCCCUAGUUGGGAAUAUAAUAUCCGUUUGGUAUUAUCAUAAGAAACUGAAAUACCGUCAUAAGGUAUGGCAAAAAUGGUCGCGGAAUUAUGGAGAUUUAUUGGGUUUGAAACUCGGAUUCAUUAACGUCGUGGUGGUAUCAGGGAAAGACUACAUAAAGGAGGUGUCUUCUAGAGAAGUCUUUGAAGGAAGACCAGACGGCUUUUUCUAUUUAAUGAGGUCAUUUGGGAAAAAACUGGGAAUAGUGUUCUCCGACGGACCAUUUUGGAAUAAAACUAGACGCGCGGUGUUGCGGUAUUUAAAAAAUUACGGGUACGGUUCGAAAGCAAUGGAGGCGCAUAUAAGCGAGGAAUGCCAGGCUCUAGUAACACUACUCGAUAACAAGAAGGGUAAAGCAGUAUGCGUUAAUAGAUUAUUUGACGUAUGCGUCGUUAAUAUUGUAUGGCGACUGGUCGCGGGUAAAAGAUACGAUCUUAUGGAUGAACGUCUAAAAAAAUUAUGCAAUGUGAUAACAAAAUCUUUCAAAAUCGUUGACAUGAGCGGGGGUCUGUUAAAUUUUCUACCAUUCCUGAGGUAUAUUAUGCCAGAUUACAUAGGGUACACUGAAUUGAAGAAUCUAAAUGAUUCCAUUCACGCUUUUCUAAAGGAGACGAUAGAAGACCACCGGACACAGCUUGAUGUUAAAAACCCAAAAGAUGUCAUUGAUGCUCUCCUUAUCGAAAUGAACAAUCAGGAAGAUAAAACAUUGUCCGAUGAGGAACUACAAGUACUCUGCCUCGAUUUACUCCAGGCGGGCGUUGAAACGGUCAGCAACACUGCUGUAUUUUUACUGUUAUAUGUGGUGAGGAAUCAAGCAGUGCAGGGUCGCUUGCACAUGGAGAUAGACAAACAAAUCGGUCGUUGCCGACCUCCAAAGCUCAGCGACCGAGCUAGUCUCAUAUACACAGAAGCGGUAUUGUUAGAAACGUUACGUAUCUCGACCAUUGCUGCGAUGGGUAUUCCGCAUAUGGCUCUUGCCAACGCUAAACUUGGCAAAUAUAUAAUACCUAAGGGAACAUUUCUGCUGCUUGCAUUUCACGAUCUUCACAAUGGAAGCCAUUGGAAGGAUCCAACUAUAUUUCGUCCAGAGCGUUUUCUUACAAAGGAGGGAAAUUUGAUUCAAGAUGAAUGGCUAUUGCCUUUUGGAACAGGAAGAAGACGGUGCAUUGGGGAAGGACUAGCGCGUUGCGAGCUGUUUCUGUUCUUAACACAUAUCCUGCAGAAAUUUCGGCUAAAAAUCCCAGAUGGUCAGCCGACGCCUUCCGAAGAUCCUGUUGAGGGUGUCACACUCUCUGCCAAAGAAUUUAGUAUAAUUUUUGAGCCAAGCUUCAUAAUGGCGGUUGACUACUUUCAGCAUCACUACCCAAAUACUACAAUAAUGUUUGACAUGUCGACUGUGUACAUAGCAUCAGCAUGUGUGGCUGUCGUCAUCAAUAACCUUUUGCUGGACCUGUUUACCUACAACACCAGAAUUACAUUCGGUAUAUUGCUGUCAUUAGCAACAAUGUUGUUUGUAGCAAUAUGCAAUAUUGGAUGGGAUGGUUUUUCAACGAAUGUCUCGUAUACAAUUAAUCUGGUCGCCAUCGGAGUUGUUGCUUUCGGUUGUACUAUACAACAGGCAUCUUAUUACGGAUUCACUGGUUGCCUUCCACCGAGGUACACGCAAGCUGUUAUGGCGGGAGAAAGCGCUGCCGGUUUCUGGGUGUCACUGGACCGAAUAGUCACGAAAUACGGGUUUAGACAGCCACGCAGGAGCACGUUCAUGUUCUUCGUCUUCUCUAUACUUAUCCUGCUGGGUCAUUCGAUGCUGCACCAUGUGAUGAUGCGACAUCCACUCGUUCAGUAUUACCUCAAGCUGACCAAUGAGUCACGACACAAAAGGCGUAUUCAACUACACUUAAAUCCUAACGAAGAUGCCACGUUGAUGGAGAGUGAAGCGGGUGAAAGUACUUUUGGCGUGUUGAAGUUGCAAAGUCCCGCGCUAUCCAACACUGGGACGGUGGACGGGGAAAACGCGUUCAGCUUCGCAAAUCCCGUGUACUCUCCGACGGCAACCAUACCAGUCACAGCCGCUCCACUGGCAUCACCACCGCCCAGCGUAUCUGAGCCAUCGGCAUCGCCCUCAGCAGUCCUGCGCACACCAAGGCCCUCUUACAAAGUGGAAGAUGUCGUCUUUGAACCACCCGAGAGACCAACGUCGUGGAGAAGCUUCAAACGCGGUGUAUUAGCAAGAUGGGCGGUAGCGCGCGCAAUAUACCCCUACAUGGUUUCAAUCGGACUGGUAUACUUUACAACACUGAGCCUCUACCCUGGUAUUGCCUCUGAGGUGCCUUCCUGUCGCCUCGGAUCUUGGAUGCCUAUUAUACUCAUGUCUGCAUUCAACUUCUUCGAUUUUAUUGGGAAGAUAGCCGCUGCUUGGCCUUAUGAAUGGAGCCGCAGUCAGCUUCUGAUGGCGAGUGGACUUCGGUUGCUAUUAGUACCUCUAUUACUGCUAUGUGCCGCACCACGACAUUCUCCACAUAUUGUUGGUGACAUGUACCCCAUUAUGUUCUCUGUAGUCCUUGGGUUCACCAACGGCCUGUUUGGCUCUGUACCUAUGAUUCUAGCGCCAUCUCGUGUUGGUCGUGAGCAUCGGGAAAUAGCAGGCAACAUGAUGACGCUCUCUUACAAUGGUGGGCUCUUGUCUGGUUCGUUGGUCUCGUAUCUGCUAUUGAGCAUGUUGGGGCCGCCAGCCGGGGCACCGUGCCGGAUAUACCCCACUCCACUGCUGCCGACAAUUCCCCCAGUCACCACCAGCGCCCCCAACAUAACAUACAUCAUGUCCGCCUUACAC